Molecule: messenger RNA, 1755 nt
Organism: Paraphaeosphaeria sporulosa
Lineage: Eukaryota; Fungi; Ascomycota; Dothideomycetes; Pleosporales; Didymosphaeriaceae
Exons: 1
Coding region: 102-1646 (514 amino acids)
Source: RefSeq, a predicted model, not a curated record
CCUCGUGCGACUACCUUUGGCAGAAGCUAUCCUGGGGUAACACACUGCCUCCAGGGGCACACCAGAAUCGGCUCUGUCACCCCUGCUUGCAGCCUUUUGCCAUGGCAAAACUUCCAGAGAGCUCUGGCAAUUCCCCUAAGCUGAGCGAGCUGCCUGGGGAGCUCAUUCUCGAGAUCCUACAAUAUCUCACAGUUACUCGCGGUUAUUUUCCCGUCCCAGAGGAAGAGACAUCACGACAAACAGAGAAUGCGCAGCGAAUCGCAGCAUUACACGGGCUGACUCUCACGUGCCGUCGACUCAAUAGUAUCGUAACUCCAUAUCUCUAUGAAUCCAUCACCAAACUCGGAAGAAGCACAGACUGGUCAAAUGUCGGCUCUCUCUUGAACACUAUCGAGCGAAAACCAGAAGUAUUGGAACUCGUCCGGUAUAUCGAAACAGGUGGCACAGCUUUUGAUGGGGCACUUGGGCCGUCGCUGGAAACGAAGCUGGGCGGCCUAACGACUAUCAAUUACGACCUUUACAAUUGGAAGGGCAUGCCGGAUCCCUGUUUGCCUUGUACUAUUGUCAUUUCCACACUCAUUCGGCUCGCCCCAAAUUUGCAAGGUCUCGCAAUCGAGGAGAGCUGGCACUGGGGAGCGAUAUACGAUCUGUACGCUAAUCUUGCUUUGCGCGACGUUUUCUUGAAAAAUGUCGACGAUAACGGUAUCAUCAUUCACAUCUCAGGAUCUUCUGCGACAAGAUUCAGCCCCGCUGUCCUUUUGCUUUCAAAAAUUGGACAUGGUCAAGUCGAGGCAGGAGGGAUCUUGCUGGAGAAUCUUUGGAAAUCUCGCCACCAUCCAAUGGGAGAUUUCAGGGGCACUCCCGUACAUUGGGAAGAGUUACAAUUGGUGCCAGUCGAAUGUAUAGCUCUUGACGGCAAUGUCAGUCAUGUCGAUCUAGAGAACCUUCUUAGUUCUUGUACUUUCCUGCGACGAUUUCAUUGCAAGUGGACCGCAGGCAAUGAAGGCGUCCCAGGGGCAGCGAUUGACCUGCAAGAACUUCGCAAAAGCCUUGAAAGGUUCGAACCCUCAUUAGAAUCGCUUAUUCUGGACACUCUGGAAUCUUCUUGGCUGGUCGAACUAGACCAGGAUAUACCAACAAUUGGAAGCCUGCGCGAGUUCACAUACCUAAAGCAUGUUGAGGUUUCUGGCAUGGUGCUUUGGAACGACGACGAUGAUGAUGCAAUCACACAACGUCGACUUUCCUCUAUUUUGCCUUCCGCAUUGGAGACGUUGGUCAUCAAUGUUGAAUGGGACGAUUAUGUCGUGCAGGCUUUGUUAGACCUAGCUGUUGACUGCACCGAACAAUUACCAAGCUUAAAGAGAAUCGACUGCUCCUGGCGGCCUGCUUCCAUGUUCACUGGUCAUGAGCUCAUUGGCGAUUUUGAAAGGGUUGGUGUUGAAUUGAGAUUGGAUGUAGCUUCAUGCACUGAAGAGGAGGAGAAAAGAAUUGAAGCUGAUCUGAUACGAAUGGAACACCUGAUUGAAUAUAUGGAUCGGAGUACUGAGGCACUUGCAGAGGAAAUGCGGCAAGAAAUGACCCGUUUCGAGGAAAUGAGAUCUAGUGAGGGCGAGACCGAUGUGUCAGAUGCUACUCAGGUAGCUUGAUGAAGAUCAUACAGCAUUUUAUGGCAAAGAAUGAUCUUGAUUGGUAGUGGUAAUACUACUAUGCAUUGCGCACCUGUACGUACGACACUCAUCAUUACACUACCUUGAU